ACUGCCGGGGGUGCCAAACCCCUUACCGAUACGGCCCGUUCAGGCGUAGACGGCAUCGACCGGCGCCGAUCCCGAAGCAUCGGCUCGCUAUCGCGUGAGAGCCGCAUCGCAGCGGUAAUUGCAUCCCUUGGGUUGAAGCAUAGAUGCUGACUAGGAUAGUUGGUCACUUGUCACCUAGCACUGAGUCCCUGGUGAAGAUAGGGAUAUUGCCCGCCCUGGACGAAAUCGAAGCCCGACGUUUAGAGAAUAGCUCACCUGGGACCACCAUGUCUGCGCCGGAUCCGCCCGCAUCGUUUAACUUCUACACUCCAUGCAGUUCGCUGUUGUCUCCAGUGACUCAGUCGGUCGAUGCAUCACCACCCUCUUUGCACCUUGACCCGUCGAGGUCUCACCCCUCAUCUUAUCAGAGCCGCCCAAAACUCGCACCGCCGGCGGAUAUUAUCGGAAGUGGAGGUAGCAGUCGACGCCGACGUCCGAACCCCAACGAACCGAUUUCGUCCUUGCAUCGCAGACAUCGUUCUCAACAAGAGUUUGGUGUAUCCAGACCAGUCACACACUCGGAGAAAGUCCUUGUCCCAGGGACUCCUCCCCUCCGCCCAUCGCCGACGGCUCCCUAUAACGAUGCGGGAAGCCAUGCUCGGAGUAGCGCCAUGGAGCAAGAUGCUAUAGAAACGCUGCUCUUCAUGUCUAGUCCGGGGCACUCGGGGUAUCAUUCCAGCUCGCAACAUUCUCAACGACACCAGAACGUCCUCCGGAGCAUUGACUCAAUAGGAUCCGACGUCCGGGUGCCACCAAGUCAGGACUCACAUGCCAGCAGUUACCGCGAUCGGGGUGUACGUGGAUCCCAUGGUCAGGACCUGGGUCUAGAAGCGCAGGCCGGGGAUGCGAUCGACCUGAUGUUGGAUCAAAUGGACAGUGACAGCGAUGACGGCAUAAAAUACGCUUCGAAUUCGAGCCGGCAAGACAGUUCAGAGCGCACGAAAAUGGAGACGGUUCGAGGAAGAUGACAGUCUACUUGCCUUAAGGGAUGUCCGCACCUUCUUAUAUAAGUUCCUGCCUAUUCUAAGCUUACAUGAGCAGAAUUAAUACAGGGUGCGGAACCUCGGUUACGAGUGUCCCGUUCCAGACAGUCUCAUUGUGAUCUAGUCUAGCCGGCGGUCCAUCUUACAUCCAUCCAUCUUCAGCCCAAUUGCAUACAAGGCGUUUAAAUUCCACGGUUCAAUAUAAAACAAAUAUUAGAUAUCAU
This is a messenger RNA of Aspergillus sclerotioniger CBS 115572, 1246 nucleotides long. RefSeq lists its product as uncharacterized. The transcript has 2 exons. Bases 144 to 1007 code for a protein of 287 amino acids. The record is from RefSeq and is a predicted model, not a curated record. NCBI's taxonomy places the organism in Eukaryota, Fungi, Ascomycota, Eurotiomycetes, Eurotiales, Aspergillaceae.